Thyridium curvatum is the source of this 657-nucleotide messenger RNA. RefSeq lists its product as uncharacterized. The coding region runs from base 1 to 657 and encodes 218 amino acids. NCBI's taxonomy places the organism in Eukaryota, Fungi, Ascomycota, Sordariomycetes, Thyridiales, Thyridiaceae. The record is from RefSeq and is a predicted model, not a curated record. The transcript has 6 exons.
AUGGUCUACUAUUUCACCUCCAACGUCGUCGAUCCCCCGGCGUAUGUCUAUGUCGGCAAGGACAAGUUUGAGAACGAAGAGCUGAUUGCUCAUGGGUGGGAAGAGGAUGUCUGGGUACGAUAUCUCACCUUUCACGUCGACAAACUGUCGAGUGCGCAUAUCUAUCUGAGGCUGAGAGAGGGAGAGACGUGGGACAACAUCCCCCAGGAACUCCUCACUGAUCUCGGCCAACUCACCAAGGCCAACUCCAUCGAGGGGAAUAAGAAAGACAACAUCACAAUCAUCUAUACGCCAUGGUCGAACCUGAAGAAAGACGGCAGCAUGGCGGUGGGCCAGGUCAGCUUCAAGGACCAACGCAAGGUCAAGAAGAUCCUGAUAGCGCAGAGGGAGAACCCCAUCGUCAACAGGCUGAACAAGACCAAGGUCGAGAAGCACCCGGACCUGAAGCAGGAGAAGGACGACAGGCUCCGGGAGCUCCGGAAACGGGACCAGCAGGCACAGCAGCAGCGCAAAAAGGAGGAGGCCCGGGUCAUGAAGGAGAGGCAGGAGAAGAAGUGGCAAAAGGACCACGCCUAUGACGAGCUUUUCAGCGAGGAGAACAUGGAGGCCUCGAGCAACCAGAACCGGGGCGACGAUUGGGAGGAUGACUUCAUGUGA